Molecule: messenger RNA, 646 nt
Organism: Gordionus sp. m RMFG-2023
Lineage: Eukaryota; Metazoa; Nematomorpha; Gordioida; Chordodea; Parachordodidae
Product: coiled-coil-helix-coiled-coil-helix domain-containing protein 10, mitochondrial-like
Exons: 4
Coding region: 98-511 (137 amino acids)
Biological process (GO): mitochondrion organization
Cellular component (GO): mitochondrion; nucleus
Source: RefSeq, a predicted model, not a curated record
UAAAAUUCUAUGAAAUGCAUUAGAAUUCUUUAAUACGUUUUCAUCUGUUUCCACACCAUUUUUUUAUUUUACUUACAGUCACACAUAAAUAUUUAAAAUGCCUAGACGAAGUGCCGGAAGAUCAUCGCCUUCAAGAUCUUUUUCAUCAGUUCCUGCUAGAAGAUCACCUCAACCCUCGAUGCCUGUCAAAGCGACUCCAAAGCCUAGUCAGCCUCUAGGGCCUGGAUUAAUGGCUCAGAUGGGAACCACAGUAGCUGGAGUUGCUGUUGGAUCUGCAAUAGGGCAUACAUUAGGACAUGCUAUGACUGGUGCAUUUUCAGGUGGUAAAGCUGAAGACUCUUCCAAUGCACCAAUAGCUAAUGGGUCAAAUACUGAAUACAAUAAUACAUCCCCAUGUUUAUAUGAAAUGAAACAAUUUUUGGAAUGUUCAGAGCAAAAUAGUGAUUUGUCUCUUUGUCAAGGAUUUCAACAAGCAUUUAAAAAUUGCAAAAUUAAUGCUGGUUAUUACUAAAGUUGUUGACAUCAUAUAUUACAAAUAUAAAGGAUUGUUUCAUUGUUAUGAUUAUAUAAAGAUAUCUUCAACAUUUUAUAAUAACUAAAUAUAACAUUAUAUUUUGUAUUUUAAUUAUAUCAAGAACUUGGAAUU